AUGAUCAACGGAUUCCACUACAGAGUGCCCCCGAAUGUUUUAUCCAUUCUGAAGGAUGUUCGGAAUUGGGUAUUUCCCAGGUACAUCUGGAUUGAUUCCAUUUGCAUCGACCAGAAUAAUGUUGCCGAGAAAGAGAUCCAAGUGGCGAUGAUGCGUCAGAUAUACGAGGGCAGUUCUCACGUUGUCAUCCAUCUUAUAGAACCCGAGCCACCUCGCCGCGACGUACUUCAACUUCGCAACAUGGUGUCCAAGCUACGUGACAGCCGCGCUUUGCAAGAAUUCUCCUACGACGACAAACCUGGAGAACCGCUCUCUCUCGGAUCUUACAGCGACUGGGCUCACAUGGAGAGCUUCCUUGACGACCCAUGGUUCGUUAGAGCAUGGAUCGUGCAGGAGGUCACGGUAGCUAAACAAGUCCGGCUUAGGCUUAGAGGACAAGAAAUACAAUGGGGUGAUUUCGUACGCGCUUGUGCUGUGCUAUCGCGGACUGGAACGAGGGGGUACAUCCAUUACCGCUACCUCCUGGAGGGCAAGCCACUCCCCGCCGAUGCCGUCGUUGGGUCCAGGAUGGCCGGCGUUGAGAGUACUUUGGUGCUUGAUAAUAUGAGGGAGUGGUACGCAUCGGGCCAGCUACUCCCACUCUUGGAUACGAUGAUUCUAUGUCUCAGGUUUAAGUCAAGUUGGGAAGUUGAUAAACUAUAUGCCCUACUCGGUGUCAUUAGUAAAGAGGACCGGGAUAGCUUGGGAAUUACCCCUAACUACACGAGAGACAAAGAAACGAUUUUUAAAUCCCUUGCCCUUCAAUUGUUGGGGAGAGCUUCUUCUAUCGAUGAGCAGUUCCGGAUUCUUCGCUUUGCAGGUGUCGGCCAGGCGAGGAACAUGAGCAGUCUGCCAUCGUGGGUCUCGGAUUGGACCUCUGGGUUGCCGACUUGCCCGUUCACCAGUCGCCAUGAUGAAUUCAACUACAAAGCAUCAACUCGAAGUGGGAGUAAAAUGCGUUUUAGGCGGCCUAAUGAACAUUCCUCGUCUGCUGAUGGGAUCGAUGAAGGUCUUGGCGCCCUCCUUGAAGUGGAUGGUCAUCUCGUUGAUCGCAUCGUACUGCUCUGCGAUGUUUCAGAAACGCCACCACCAGAGAACACGACAGACUUUCCAAUCCGCGAUGCCCUCGCCGCCGUAAUGGCUCAUAGUCAAGGUCGGGAAACGUAUCGCUCAACUGGCCAGCCAAUCGAAGAAGCGUUCUGGCGGGCUCUCAUCGCAAACCCACAUCUACGCCGUCUACCAGCAACUCACGAUGUAAUGAAGGCCUGGGUCCUAUAUUUCAAGGGCUACGAAGCUGCCCGCGGUGGGCUUGACAAAGCAGAAGCCGUCCCAGGUGCAGCGCAGGAUGACGAGGCGUGGGAUCUGCGACUCAUGUUCAGUGCCAUCUGGUUCUGGCAGGCCGAUGACGAGGACCUGCGUUUUGCGCAUGUGCUUGCGACCGACUUGUCAAGACGGUGGCCCGAGCACCGGCAUACGCUGCGAGCUACGAGUAUCCUGAACCGGCCUUCAGACCACAUGGAGGCUACUGAUGUGCGCAUGUCCGCCGGUCGGCAGUUUUGCGUCACGGAGAAGGGAUACUUUGGACUCGUGCCGCGGCUUGCUGCUAUUGAUGAUAUGGUAGUCCUGUUUGACGGGGCAACGACACCUCAUGUAGUCCGGCCGUCGAUUUCCGAGACGUACAAUGCUGCGGCAGGACCCAGGAAUGAUGAUUUCUUUUGCAAGCUUGUGGGCGAGUGUUUUAUACAUGAGGGUAUGGAUGGACAACUGGAACGUGACUCUAGCAUUUCCAAGAAAACUUUUGUAUUAGAAUAA
This is a messenger RNA of Clonostachys byssicola, 1851 nucleotides long. The record is from the annotation of a GenBank genome assembly. Lineage: Eukaryota; Fungi; Ascomycota; Sordariomycetes; Hypocreales; Bionectriaceae.